AUGUAGGAAGCGCCAGAGCACGUUGUGGCAAAAAACUGAAACAACACGACUAAUUCGCGAAGUUUACACCCGUCGUUUUGCGGUUAGUGUCCAUUUUUCGGUGUUUUCUGAACACUAAUCACCAUAAAACAUUCAAUAGCUGCUACGAUUCCCAACAACACAAAAACAUCUAAACAUUACAGAUCUCAACAUAAUUGCAACCAGCCUUUGUACACUCGGUUAAUUGCGUAUUAUAUCGCAAUUGGCUCUUAAAUUCUGAUAUUCUGUGCUUACAAAAGCAGGAAUGGUCAUGGAAGCUCCCCCAUCACCCCAAAGCGUUGGACGUGAAUUUGUAAGACAAUACUACACUCUGCUGAAUAGGGCACCGACACAUUUACAUAGAUUUUAUAACAACCAGUCCUCAUUUGUCCAUGGCGGUCUCGACCCUCCAAACCGAGAGACGAGUCCGAUGGUUGGACAAAAACAAAUUCACCAGAAAAUCCAACAGCUUAAUUUUCGCGAUUGCCACGCAAAAAUCACGCAGGUGGAUGCUCAGGCCACACUAGGAAAUGGAGUUGUGGUCCAGGUGACGGGAGAGCUCUCCAACGCCGGACAGCCAAUGAGGAGGUUCACUCAGACCUUCGUCUUGGCCGCGCAAAGCCCUAAAAAAUACUAUGUGCACAAUGACAUUUUCCGUUACCAGGACGAGAUCGUUUCAGACGACGAAUGUGAACCAGAAAAUCGUUCGGAAAACGAGGACGAUUUAAACCAAGACAGACAAGUGGGAAUGGGAGAUGUAGCCCAAAUUUCCCCCCAACCAAUCCCUACCUAUUACAGUCCCAAUACUCCCCUGCAAUCUAAUAUCCCCCCAGUGCCCCAACACCACGCCCAGCCGCCACCAGUUAUCUCCCCACAACCACCUAUUCCCGCCGUCAACGGGGUGGUACACCCCGAUGAUCUUCCCGUUAUUUCUGGGCAAGUGCCUCAGCCUCAUAUUCCAUCGUCGGGACAAACCCAAGGUCUUGGGACUCCGAUGGGAGCACUGCAGGCAACAGGUAUGAUAGGAAAUGCCACUGCACCUCCAAUGCCAGUCGCACCUGUUGAUGAGCCCCAACAACCUUUACAACAGUUGUCUCAGCUGUCUGAAGAAGAAACUAUUACAAAUACAGCUGAACAACUUGGUACCACCGAUUUCAAUGAAUCGUCUGAAGUAACUGUUGAAGAAUCACAAGAACCACCUUUAGAAUCAGCUGCUUCAAGUGAGCCUAAAACCUACGCCACCCUGUUAAAAUCGGGUGGUGGAGUCACAGGAUCUAACGUUACCCCGACUAGCAACUACAUCAACCCGCCUCCAAAGUCUCUUUCGCCUCCUCUUAUUCAGAACCGGUACGAGAGCCGGGAUUUCCAGUCUGGUUCAACCAAUUCGACAGGACCGCGAAAUAACGGCUCAGUUGGAAAUAACGGCAAUGGCACAGGAACCGCAACAAAUUAUCCUUUGGGUGGACAACAGGCGCAACGAGGACCACGCAGAAGCCAACAACAGGGAAUACCCAGACAAGACUCUCAAAGAACAGGAAGUGGCGGACAACCAGGACGAAAUAGUUUCAACGACGACAACUUUAACUUCGAAGAUCGCAGGAAAUCCCAAAAUUCACACAACGACAGCAACCAGCUGUUCUUGGGCAAUUUGCCCCACACUGCUAGAGAGGAAGAAAUACGCGAAAUUUUCGCCCAAUUUGGAACGAUAGUGGACUUACGGAUUCUGAGCAAACAAAGCAAACAACCGGGAAUUCCCGGCGCUCGUGCCCCGCCCAAUUACGGAUUUAUCACGUACGAGUCACAAGAGGCCGUGCAGAAUUGUUUGGCUGCCAAACCCCUGCACUACCCGCACAAUGAUAAAACCGGCGUUACACUGAACGUAGAAGAGAAAAAGGUGAAAGACAGACCAUCAUACGGGAGCGGCAACAGAAUAGGAAGCGGUGCAGACAAUAGUGGCAGCAUACAGCCACGACCACGAGACAACGGGAGUGGCGGCGGUAUACCGAGACGUGGUCCUGGAGGUAGCGGCGGCCCUGGAGGUCCACGACCCGGAAGCAGUGCUCCUGGUGGCGGUGGUCGCACCAACAGCUUUAACAGAGGACCGAGUGGAGGCGGUGGGGGACCGAACCGUGGUAGCGGAGGAUCUAUUAACAACACAUAUAACAGCCGUCGCUAGCCGCUCCAACACUAUCGCCAUCGUUAUUACUAUUAUUACUAUUACUACUAUUACUGCUACAAACAACAGCCGCCACCCUUUACGCCGUCGUCGUCAUCAUCGUUAUCGUCGUCUUCGUUGCCCUUGUAUUAUUCCCCCUACUUUGUCUCCCCAAUUCACGACCCGUCCUCCGUUGCGUCAAACCAUAAUUGUCACUUGUUAAACUGUUACCACAACGAACGCGUAUAAUGAUUGCAUUGCGUUGCGUUGUGGUACAGUUUUUUUUCUGUCGUUUCCAUCCAUUCGCAAAAACACAUUCACACAUUAACACACAGCCCUCACGCAGGCUAGAAUGGCCUACAGUAACGUAAACAAAUAAAUACAACACGAAAUACAUAAA
Messenger RNA from Agrilus planipennis (emerald ash borer), 2573 nucleotides. It is a transcript of the gene rin, whose product is annotated as ras GTPase-activating protein-binding protein 1. Gene Ontology annotation, molecular function: mRNA binding. The record is from RefSeq and is a predicted model, not a curated record. Bases 284 to 2194 code for a protein of 636 amino acids. Lineage: Eukaryota; Metazoa; Arthropoda; Insecta; Coleoptera; Buprestidae. Gene Ontology annotation, cellular component: cytosol; ribonucleoprotein complex. The transcript has 9 exons.